Pantherophis guttatus is the source of this 8955-nucleotide messenger RNA. It is a transcript of the gene DIP2C, whose product is annotated as DIP2 acetate--CoA ligase C (putative). The record is from RefSeq and is a predicted model, not a curated record. NCBI's taxonomy places the organism in Eukaryota, Metazoa, Chordata, Lepidosauria, Squamata, Colubridae.
AGCGCGUGAAGCCGGGAGGGAGGCAGCGGCGAGGUUGCAGCGGGCCCAGCUCGGCUCCGUGCCACCCCGCCGAAGGCUCGCCCGGAUCGGGAGGCGGCGUGAAGAAGCAGCAGCCGCAACAGCAGCCACGCCACCAUGGCGGGGCUGAACUGAAGCGGCGGCGAGGGAGGAGGGAGAGCGCUCUGCAUACCCUCCUCCAGCCCAUCCCUGGUGGAGCUGGGCUGGGCAGGGCUGGCGCUGCGCGUCGCGGGGCUCCUUCCCAGCUGAGCCCGCGCGAUCACUCGGGCACCAGAGCCCGGCGCGCGGGGGUGGGGAGGGCCGGCCGCUUUUGUGCUUUUGCCCCUCGCUCGCUCGCUCGCUUGCCCGCCCGCCCGCCUCUCCCUUUCCCGUCCUUCCUCCGGGGCGGCGUGUUUGUGUGCGCGGGUCGCGAACAAAGACCCCCGGGCGCACCCGGCGCGGCAGAGAAGGGCGCGGGGCGAGCGAGAAGAUCGCCUUCCCGGGAUCGACUAUGGCGGAUCGCAGCCUGGAGAGCCUCUCUCUGCCGCUGGAGGUGAGAGCGCGGCUGGCCGAGCUGGAGCUGGAAUUGUCGGAAGGUGACAUCACACAGAAGGGCUAUGAAAAGAAGAGAUCAAAAUUAAUUGGGGCCUACUUGCCACAACCUCCAGCGGCGAAUGGAGCUGCCGCGGUACGGUGUAGACUGCAGCACAGUGAAGGGCCCGCAAGAAGGAUGCACCGCACUAGCAACAUUGGGGUCUGUGACAUCCGGGAAGCAGCAGCUAGAGAGCGCACAGCACCGCACAGCACAGCAGCAAACCGUCCCCUCUUUUACUUUCGUUUUGGAGUGGAUCAAGCAUUGCCACAAGAACGCCGAACACCAGUAACUCCAUCCUCCUCCUCUCGAUACCAUCGCCGUAGAUCUUCAGGGUCACGAGAUGAACGCUAUCGAUCAGAUGUCCACACAGAAGCAGUCCAGGCAGCUCUUGCAAAACAUAAAGAACGGAAGAUGGCAGUACCAAUGCCAUCCAAGAGACGUUCACUGGUGGUGCAAACAUCAAUGGAUGCCUAUACCCCUCCAGAUACCUCUUCUGGCUCUGAAGAUGAAGGUUCCGUGCAGGGCGAUUCCCAGGGAACACCAACCUCAAGCCAAGGGAGUAUAAAUAUGGAGCACUGGAUCAGCCAAGCCAUCCAUGGCUCAACCACAUCUACCACUUCUUCAUCCUCAACCCAAAGUGGUGGCAGUGGGGCUGCGCAUAGGCUAGCUGAUGUUAUGUCACAAACUCAUAUAGAAAAUCAUUCUGCCCCUCCAGAUGUUACCACUUACACCUCCGAACACUCAAUACAAGUAGAAAGACCACAAGGUUCAACAUCAAGAGCGGCACCAAAAUAUGGAAAUGCUGAACUUAUGGAAACUGGUGAUGGAGUUCCAGUAAGCAGCAGAGUAUCCGCCAAAAUCCAGCAACUGGUUAAUACUCUGAAGCGACCCAAACGUCCACCAUUACGAGAGUUCUUUGUGGAUGACUUUGAAGAAUUACUAGAAGUUCAACAACCAGAUCCUAAUCAACCAAAGCCAGAAGGAGCUCAGAUGUUGGCAAUGCGUGGGGAGCAGCUGGGCGUGGUUACGAAUUGGCCUCCUUCACUUGAAGCUGCACUGCAACGAUGGGGAACAAUUUCUCCCAAAGCUCCUUGUUUGACCACUAUGGAUACCAAUGGAAAACCACUAUAUAUUCUCACUUACGGUAAACUUUGGACUCGUAGUAUGAAAGUUGCUUAUAACAUACUGCACAAAUUGGGCACCAAGCAGGAACCGAUGGUGCGGCCAGGAGACAGGGUAGCCCUUGUUUUUCCCAACAAUGAUCCAGCAGCUUUUAUGGUAGCAUUUUAUGGCUGCCUUCUUGCAGAAGUUGUUCCUGUUCCCAUUGAAGUGCCACUUACCAGAAAGGGUACUCCUCCUUCUGUCUGGAUUUUCAUAGAAGCCAAACCAAAUGAGAGCUCAUUUCUGAAGACUUUUCUUGCAAAAGAUGCAGGUAGCCAACAGAUCGGCUUCUUGCUUGGAAGCUGUGGUGUCACUGUAGCCUUGACUAGUGAUGCAUGCCAUAAAGGGCUACCUAAAAGCCCUACAGGGGAGAUACCCCAAUUUAAAGGCUGGCCAAAGCUGCUGUGGUUUGUGACAGAAUCAAAACAUCUUUCAAAACCUCCUCGAGAUUGGUUCCCCCACAUCAAAGAUGCAAACAAUGACACCGCUUACAUUGAGUACAAAACCUGUAAGGAUGGAAGUGUUCUUGGCGUGACGGUGACAAGGAUUGCACUACUGACCCAUUGUCAAGCGCUCACCCAGGCUUGUGGAUACACGGAAGCUGAAACUAUUGUGAAUGUUCUGGAUUUCAAAAAAGAUGUGGGUUUAUGGCAUGGCAUCCUUACAAGUGUUAUGAACAUGAUGCAUGUGAUAAGCAUCCCAUAUUCCUUAAUGAAAGUGAACCCACUUUCAUGGAUACAGAAGGUGUGCCAGUACAAAGCAAAAGUAGCCUGUGUAAAAUCCAGAGAUAUGCACUGGGCAUUAGUAGCACACAGAGAUCAACGUGAUAUCAACCUCUCUUCACUUAGAAUGUUGAUAGUGGCUGAUGGCGCCAAUCCAUGGUCUAUUUCUUCAUGUGAUGCAUUUCUAAACGUCUUCCAAAGUAAAGGCCUAAGACAAGAAGUAAUCUGUCCUUGUGCCAGUUCACCAGAGGCUCUCACGGUGGCUAUUAGAAGACCAACAGAUGACAGCAAUCAGCCACCUGGAAGGGGAGUAUUAUCCAUGCACGGGCUUACUUAUGGAGUAAUUAGAGUGGAUUCAGAAGAAAAGCUUUCUGUUCUAACAGUGCAAGAUGUUGGUUUGGUGAUGCCUGGAGCCAUAAUGUGUGCUGUCAAACCAGAUGGAGUCCCUCAACUCUGCCGAACAGAUGAAGUUGGUGAACUCUGUGUAUGUGCUAUUGCCACAGGUACAUCUUACUAUGGACUUUCUGGAAUGACCAAAAAUACAUUUGAGGUGUUCCCUAUGACUACUUCAGGUGCCCCCAUAAGCGAAUAUCCCUUUAUAAGAACUGGACUUCUUGGGUUCAUUGGCCCUGGAGGACUUGUUUUUGUGGUUGGUAAAAUGGAUGGUCUGAUGGUUGUCAGUGGCAGGAGACACAAUGCAGAUGACAUUGUAGCUACAGCAUUGGCAGUGGAACCCAUGAAGUUUGUCUACAGGGGAAGGAUAGCAGUAUUUUCAGUGAGCGUCCUUCAUGAUGAACGAAUAGUCAUUGUGGCUGAGCAGAGGCCAGAUUCUACAGAAGAAGACAGCUUUCAGUGGAUGAGCAGAGUCCUGCAGGCUAUAGACAGUAUUCAUCAAGUAGGAGUUUACUGCCUAGCCUUGGUACCAGCAAACACACUCCCAAAGACUCCGCUUGGUGGAAUCCACUUAUCAGAAACAAAGCAGCUCUUCCUUGAAGGAGCAUUGCAUCCCUGUAAUGUACUGAUGUGUCCACACACCUGUGUAACAAACCUGCCUAAACCAAGACAGAAACAACCAGAAAUUGGUCCUGCCUCUGUGAUGGUGGGGAAUCUGGUCUCUGGAAAAAGGAUUGCACAGGCAAGCGGCAGAGAUUUGGGACAAAUAGAAGAUAAUGAUCAAGCUAGAAAGUUCUUAUUCCUCUCAGAAGUCUUACAGUGGAGGGCCCAGACAACUCCUGACCAUGUGCUUUAUACUCUACUAAACUGUAGGGGGACAAUAGCAAAUUCUCUCACCUGUGUCCAGCUACAUAAACGAGCUGAAAAGAUAGCAGUAAUGUUGAUGGAAAGGGGUCAUUUGCAAGAUGGUGAUCAUGUUGCUUUAGUCUACCCACCAGGCAUAGAUCUGAUUGCUGCAUUUUAUGGAUGUUUAUAUGCUGGCUGUGUGCCAAUAACAGUUCGGCCUCCUCAUCCACAAAACAUUGCAACAACCUUACCCACAGUGAAGAUGAUUGUGGAGGUGAGUCGCUCUGCUUGUUUAAUGACAACACAAUUAAUAUGUAAAUUAUUACGGUCCCGGGAGGCAGCAGCAGCAGUGGAUGUCAGAACGUGGCCACCUAUAUUAGACACAGAUGAUUUGCCAAAGAAACGGCCUCCUCAGAUCUUCAAACCUUCAAAUCCUGACAUGCUAGCUUAUCUCGAUUUCAGUGUAUCUACAACUGGAAUGUUAGCAGGGGUGAAGAUGUCUCAUGCAGCCACUAGUGCCUUUUGUCGUUCUAUUAAGCUGCAGUGUGAACUUUACCCUUCUAGAGAAGUUGCAAUUUGUUUGGAUCCCUAUUGUGGACUGGGGUUUGUCCUUUGGUGCCUCUGUAGCGUUUAUUCAGGACACCAGUCUAUUUUAAUUCCUCCCUCAGAAUUGGAAACUACACCUGCUCUAUGGCUUCUGGCUGUGAGCCAGUACAAAGUAAGAGAUACCUUUUGUUCCUACUCAGUUAUGGAGCUUUGCACCAAGGGCCUUGGUUCACAAACAGAAUCUUUGAAGGCAAGAGGACUGGACCUGUCAAGGGUGCGGACAUGUGUGGUUGUGGCAGAAGAACGACCUCGAAUAGCUCUGACACAAUCUUUUUCAAAGCUUUUUAAAGAUCUGGGCCUCCAUCCUAGAGCUGUCAGCACAUCCUUUGGCUGCAGAGUUAACUUGGCUAUAUGUUUGCAGGGAACAUCUGGGCCAGACCCAACCACUGUGUAUGUUGACAUGAGGGCUCUCAGACAUGACAGAGUGCGUUUAGUAGAAAGAGGGUCUCCCCAUAGUUUGCCUCUCAUGGAAUCAGGAAAGAUCCUCCCCGGCGUUCGUAUCAUUAUUGCUAAUCCAGAAACAAAGGGCCCCCUUGGUGACUCUCAUCUUGGAGAGAUAUGGGUUCACAGUGCCCACAACGCCAGUGGAUAUUUUACAAUCUAUGGUGAUGAAUCCCUACAAUCAGAUCAUUUUAACUCAAGACUGAGUUUUGGAGACACACAAACUAUCUGGGCACGAACUGGCUACCUGGGAUUCUUGAGGAGGACAGAACUUACAGAUGCAAAUGGAGAACGACACGAUGCACUUUACGUAGUAGGUGCAUUAGAUGAAGCCAUGGAACUGCGAGGAAUGCGGUAUCAUCCCAUAGAUAUAGAGACAUCAGUGAUUAGAGCACACAAAAGCAUUACGGAAUGCGCGGUGUUUACCUGGACAAAUUUGUUGGUUGUUGUCGUUGAACUGGAUGGAUCAGAGCAAGAAGCCUUAGACCUGGUUCCUUUGGUCACCAAUGUGGUCCUGGAGGAACACUAUCUGAUUGUUGGGGUCGUGGUGGUGGUAGACGUUGGAGUCAUCCCUAUCAACUCCCGUGGAGAGAAGCAGCGAAUGCACCUACGAGAUGGAUUUUUGGCAGACCAGUUAGAUCCGAUCUAUGUGGCCUAUAAUAUGUAGUCUUAUAUCUUUAAGGUUUCCCAUGGACUGGACUCUAGAUGUAUAAAACACUUUUUUUAUGUACACUAAACAAUGUACAAGUAACGGUCUUCAGAAUGGAACUCUUUCUCUUAGGACUUAUUGAAGUACCCAUUAUUGGCAGGACAUAAAAAUGUGAAAUGUGUUUCUUUUACCACUACAUUUUAGCACAGAAGGACUUUGGGGUACUGCCUUCGGUUUGUUGGAAAGCCCAUUACUAGACUUUUUAAAAUAAGAUUAUUUUUUGCUUAUUGGGAUGAAUACUGCUUUCUAAGUAAUAGGCUUUGUAUCUUAUGUUAAACUGAACUUGCUAUUUUUUUUUUUUUUAAUCUGCCCCCACCUAGCCAUUCACCCACACAUGGAUAUUUUUGAACAGCUCAUGAUAUGAUUGAAUUGUUUUGGUUUGCUUCUUUUUAAAAAAUGUCUGUAUAAAAUCAAACUUUUCUCACUAUGGCCCCAUUACUAAUUUUAAGCCGUUUUCUAUUCCAUUCACCUAGGAAGCUACACUGAGGUACGAGAAAAAAUACUCAAAACAGCACCUUCUCAAAUUAGAAUUUUUAACAGCUUUCUCUCCUGGAAAUGCUGAAGUUCAGAGGUAAAAAAAGAAAAAAAGCCUUUGAUUAUUAGUGUUAGAAUGAACAAAUCUUUAUAAAUAAGGUGUAUUUCGGCAAUGAACUUGCAGAUAUCUUUGUACUAAACUAAAAAGAUAAAAUAAGUUAACUACUUCUGUAAUUAUGUACAAAACCUUUAAUUUAUUUUGAUCUCUUUAGAAGUAUAAAAGAGAAACAUUCAAGAAUAUUAAACUCUUGCAGUGUUUGCUAAUAUAAAAACAAAAGGUUGUAUUAUCUUGAGUGGAUAGUAUCACAUCAAAAAUAUAUAUAUAUGAAAUAUGAAUUCACUAAUGACAAAAAAAAGUCAUAAAGUUUUAAAAAGAUGCAGUACUCAUCACUUGCAUGGUGUCUCUUUUCCCACUGUAGAUAAUGAACAUUAUUCACAAACAUUUAGGGGGAAAACAGCAGUUCUCGAUUGCUCAGUGUCCCCACCUAAAAGAAUCUUCCAUAUACCAGCAGAUACAAAUUUGUUUGCUGCCGCUUGCAAGGCAGUGAGUUGAUUUCAAGGUCGCAGACUUCUUGUCUUGCUCAGUCUGAGAGCAAGAGGUUAAGCAGUCCCUUUAGGAGCCUGGGGUGAGUGUCCCCUGCCCAUCCAACUCUCCCAGCUGGCUGUUCCCCCAAACUUGCUUUAGCUCCCCACAAGGGCCCUGCUUUUUCCUCCACCAUCCUUUUCCUCCGAUGGUGCUGCAGUUCUCAAGAGGGAAGGCUGAAUUGGAAGGGCCGUAAAGUCUUGGCAAGUCUCUUGGGAAGAGCCGAGGCGACAGGAUGCCCCCUGGCAGGACAACUAAACCAGGACAGAACCUGCUUAUCAUGACUCUUCCCAGAGCAGAUCGACUUGUGUCCAAAGACUUGGAACAGUGCACUACAAAGAAUACUAUUCUUUACCAUCGAGGUGACCAUAAAUGUUGGCAUGUAUGUUGAUACACUUUCUUAGAUGUUAGAAAAGGCAGGUUUGAAGUAUAGCACUGUUUUCCUUAGCUACAUAAUAUUGUUGCACAAUAAUUGUCAUUUUUUUUUUUCUUUUCAAGUUCAACUUUCGUUUUUGUUAAUACUUUUUAAUGGGUUUUUUUUUCCUUGUGGUAAGGACAAUUUUUGUUAGCUUUUUGAUGGUCGUUUUGCACAAGGGUUGGUUUUUUGUUUUUGUUUUUUGUUUCAUUUUUUGUAAAAAGAAAAGAAAAGAAAGGCGUUUCUGCUGUCUGGUUUAACUUGGGAAAGGAGAGAGUCCAUCUAUUUAACACUUUGUAGAAAGUUGUUGCUUUGAAAAAAAUAUCUUAUUUGUUAUUGGACAAUAACCAGAAACCCUCUUGAUUUGGCCUAGCUUAGUGCACCUGCUAACGUUUGUCAAACUGAGGGACUGAAAUUCAAAUGUUGUGAUGCAAUCCUUCCAUCUGCCAAUAGAGCAAGAAGCGAAGGGAACAAAACCACAUAUCCCAAGCUUGCCUCUCUCUUCUCCCACCCUUCCCUCUUGCUCUGAUUUUUGCCAUUUUUAAAUCUCUUCAGGUAAAUGGACCGCCUGUCCCAUUUCUGGUUUUCUCCUUGUCUUCUUUGCUGAUUUCAUUUUCCUUUAGUAAUCCCCAGGUCAACCCAUGCUUGAUGAGAAGAUGAAGAUUAACCAGGAAGAAGAACAGCUUUUUUUUUAAUUUGUUUUUUUUUUUUACAGGUUCGGAAUAAUUGCUUAACAUCCAUUGAAAUUUGCAUGCGUAACAGAGUUAUAGGAUAAACACCUCGGGAUCCUUAUAUCUCGCAUAGAAUGGAAUUGUUUUGAUGCACCUUUGCAGGUUUCCUUUGGUUCCGGUCAAUCCUCUUUUUGUUUUCUUCUUUAAUAGAUGGGAGUACUUAAAAGGAAUGGUUUGUAGCCUCCGUGUACAAUACAGAGUAUUUCAUGAUUCUUUUUUUGCAUUUUAAGUUUCAGAUGAACUUUUUCUAGAUUUUCUUUGCCCUAUGAAUAUUUCUCAUGUCCCAAAGGCCUCUGGAUAGGGAAGAGUUCUGCCACAUUGUUCUGUGUGGGGCCAUCAAAAAUACAAUCUGUUUGUAGAACGUCAAGUUGCUACAAAGUUCACACGACUUGAUCAUGAGCCUAACUGCCAUGUAUGAACUAACAUGUGACAUCGCUGCUACCGCUGACACAAAUCCAGCUGUCGCUUUGCAACCGCCUCUCUUUUAACCUUCACUUAAGACAACUUUCCACUCCUGGGGAAGCGUGAAGGACUGCAACGCAGUCGUACAGCACCGUUAAAUCACUGAUCGCUUCGGCAACCUGCCGGUCGUUUCAACUCUUAAAAAAAUUAGGACAGUAAAUGUAAACUGAAUAUCCUAGUUUUGUCAUGCAAGUGAAGAGAAAAAAAAAACAUAUGUAACCAUCAGAUUCAGCAAUAAGGAAAGAUUGCUCUGUAUUAGAAAUUGUACUGUAGAUAAACCAUUCAUGAGAAUGUAUAAACUGUUUGUCUUGUGAACUUGUGCUUUUGAAGUCAGACAAAAUCAUGUAAUCAACCUGAUGGACACCUGAAAAGAAAGAGAAAAAAAAAAAAACAAUCCCGAACAGGCAAAUGAAGGAGGAGGGUUCACAGUGAACAUUGAAACACAAAACUAAGCAACAGGAGCAGAUUCUUCAUGGUGCUCGUUUAUUAUAUAUAUUUAAUCCUGCUUGACACUUUACCCAAGGGGAAACUGUCCCUUUUAUCAGUUGAAUGUUAGCAGCGUUAUUUCAUAGAGUGUGGUGACUGGUUAGAGACAUCCAUGUAACUCAGCCAAUCACAGUUCCAAAAAAAAAAAUUUUAUGUGCAAACAGCAACCUUCUUGUAUGUUAAAACACCAGUACGCUUUGUACAUCUGUGAUAACGCCUGUUUUAUAUUCAAAUGAACGAAUAAAAGCUUUUAUUUUUGUUGCUCUGAAAAGAA